Canariomyces notabilis is the source of this 1581-nucleotide messenger RNA. RefSeq lists its product as uncharacterized. Gene Ontology annotation, molecular function: DNA-binding transcription factor activity, RNA polymerase II-specific; RNA polymerase II cis-regulatory region sequence-specific DNA binding. The transcript has 2 exons. The coding region runs from base 1 to 1581 and encodes 526 amino acids. Lineage: Eukaryota; Fungi; Ascomycota; Sordariomycetes; Sordariales; Chaetomiaceae. Gene Ontology annotation, biological process: regulation of transcription by RNA polymerase II. Gene Ontology annotation, cellular component: nucleus. The record is from RefSeq and is a predicted model, not a curated record.
AUGAGUACGUCAGCUGCUCCGGAUCUCACAGAAGUCCCGGCUAGCGACCUGUACGAUCCUGAUGAGGUGUUACCAAAGGACAGCCCGCUUCUGGAGCCAUAUUAUCCCAAGACACGACCGACGCCGAGCCCAACGCCCACCGUCUGCUCUUCUGUCAGUCCUCCCCCUAGUCCUGGUAACAAGAGGUCUAGUCGUCGGGGGAAGACGGAAGGGUUCAGCCACGGCGAGGUACUCCUGAUAAGCCAUCUAGAUGGACACAGGCGCGACAAGGCAGCCUACGCCGAAAUCGAGUCGUUAGCAUCCGGGCCCGAAGAGCACGCCGAUUUCCAAGACUAUUCCGACUGCGGUGACUCCCCAGGCGAGAAUCUGUCGGGCGCGGGAAAGGAUCCUGACGGGCUGAGUGUGACGCGCGAAGAAGCGUCAGGGAUCCCGAAAAUGUCUCAGGGGUCCGCAGACCAGGACAACAUGGGCGCUUUCGACCUGAAGUCUCUGGCAGCCGGCGCGUUGGCAGCAGUUGCGGACCCUCAGCCCGUCGAUGCCGGUCCAACCCCACCAGUCACCGAAAAUGACGUGGUGGGAGAGAGACCUCAAGCAGCACCCUUGCAUAGUCCGAUGGCAAUAGCAACGACGCGAGCAGAGACUUCGAGAGACGAACGCGCCGUCCCGGCGGCAAUGCCGUCUCCUUACAGUCCCCACAGCUUUUACUCACCACGCGAACAUGGUGCCACACCGCAGUCCCUCAAAUUGGAUCCUAAGUCGCCCACCGUUAACAUACCUCCCAGCGAGGGAUUACCACCUAUCCAGCUCAACUCGCCCAGAUUUGAGACCAACGGGCAAACGCUCCCGUCCAUCAGAGCGCAACUGGGCGAUCUUCAUCAACUCGCCAACAACCAUGCUGCGGAAAACGAGAGGAUGAGACACUCCAGCUUCCCCGGUUCUCCACCAGGUACUGUUCCUCGCCUGCCGUCCUUGCAUCACACGUCCCCUUCCAUGCUACCGGCCGAAGUGUAUCGAGAUCCUAUUUCUCCGAGCCAUCGGCUAGCCAGUCCCGGCUACUAUUACUCUCCCACAAAUGGCGUGCCUAUACACCCCGAGUAUGCCAGGAGCUCCGCAGAAUCCUCAAGUCCCGAUCAAGUGAUUUCUACACCGACGGCGCCAAUCACUGACCGGAUGAGUAUCGAGGGGAUCACCAAUCCACAGGGGAUAUAUGUAUGCAAGGUCCCUGGUUGCACGGCACUGCCCUUUCAAACGCAAUAUCUGCUCAAUUCUCACGCAAACGUGCACUCGUCUGCACGGCCACACUACUGUCCGAUCAAAGGGUGUCCUCGAGGCGAGGGUGGAAAAGGCUUCAAGCGGAAAAAUGAAAUGAUUCGACAUGGUCUUGUACAUGAUUCUCCAGGCUAUGUCUGCCCAUUCUGUCCAGACCGGGAGCACAAGUAUCCCCGUCCAGAUAACCUCCAAAGGCAUGUCCGUGUACACCACGUGGACAAGGAUAAGGACGACCCCCUCUUACGUGAAGUUCUCGCCCAAAGACCUGACGGCCCCAAUCGUGGCCGAAGGAGACGAGGCGGCCCGAGUUGA